GACUAUUUGAUUCUGUUGAGUGCCCAUAUCCAGGAACUCUGCGAAUCACAUGGGGUGCGUCCAGAGGGAUCUGGGCUAGAGUCGAGUGGGUAUGACUGGGCAGUUAAACAGGUGACGUGUGUCGCGUGGUCCCUGGUCACAAUAGGGACAUACCGGCAAUUGGCCGGUCUGUGGUAAGUUAUGCAGCGCCAGUGUGGUUUCAACAGCUCUGUGACACGCGGUGGAAUAAUUUUCAGAUUUAUCAGAACACCACCCUUCGAACUGUGACGGGCUGUCUCCUCAGUUCUCAUGUGGACCAACUCCAUCAAGAGACAAAGAUCUGACCAGUAUGAAGACUUAACUACAUGCUGUCUAAGCAAUACCUUUUGGGCUGUUAUCGCAGACCAUCUAAAUCAUCUAAUCUCAUCAUCCCCCGCACAGAAGCCUUAAGGUAGAUCUACAUGAUCUAGAGCGCCACGUUCACCGCUACAAGAGGGAACCUUUAGAUCAAGCCACAUUCAUGCAGACACGGUAACAGAUGAGGAAAAUAGCUACCGGCUGAACGUAUAAAUUGAAUAAAUUGACCUCCCCCGGCAAGCCAGAGUAGGUCUGGCUCAAUUACGAUCCCGCAGAUGCACCCGCCUCAACUCCUACAGAGCAAGGAUUCAUAGCGAUUGUGACAAGGAACACAAGACACACGUCACCUUUUUAACUGCCCAGCCAGUCCCACACGACUCAGACCCUGAUCCCUCUGAAGGCACCCCAUCUUAGUCGCAGAGGUCCUCGAUCUGGAUACUCAACAUAAUCAAGUAAACGAAAGAUAGAACACAACAAACUGCUACAACAACAACAAGCACUUGGUAGAAAGGUUCUAACAUGGCAGGAUACCUCGCAAGCAGCAUUAGUAAGAGGAUAACCACCGCUAAAAAUUUUUCUAAUGUUCAAGCCGGGGUUUGGGCCUAGGCAUUCGGCAUAUAGGCGGAAAUGAUAACCUCUGCGUCACGGUAGCCACCGAAGAAAAAAUAACAGUUAUCAAUUAUUUCAAGAUCGGAAUUACUGAAUAUGGAAAGGACGCAAUGCAUCGCCGAGUAUAAAUAUCUUUUUGCAAUAUGCUUGACAAAAUGGUAGCAGAGAUAGAAAAGAACGUAUUCCUUUUGCAAACCACUCGUAAUUAAAGAAGUUCGAUCUUCCAAAACAAAGAUGUUUAAUGUUAUGCAUUUUUUUUCAAUGUAUUUUGUGUUGACAAGAGCUAUGAAUGAAGUUCGUAUUUUAAAGAUUCUACCUACCUACCUAUGUUUUAUAGUUCAGUUGUCAAACUUUUGAAUUCAAGAAAGAACACAAAAUUUUUUUCAAAAAAGGAAAGAACAAAAGAAUUAAAUCAAAAACUGAAAAGAAACUCAACAAACAAACAAUCAAAUAUGGAUACAUUCAACCAAUUCGUGGAGUCCGAAUUUGGAGCAACCGAGGAACAUGGAAUUCGUGCAAAUAACAACAUUGACGAUUCUUGUUCUGCGAAUGAGGCCCAUCAAGAACGGCACGGAAGAGAGUCGUCAAAACGUUUUCCUGACCAUCCCGCGGCAAGAAACGAAAAUGAAGUCUUUGAUUGUGAUUGCGGGGCGAAUGGGGACAAUGGUGGAUUGGGAGGAACUAGUUGCGUUGAGGGUAAGUAUUGCAAAAUGUGUUCAUUUCAAUUGUGUUUAAAUAUGUAUCUCGUUUGUAAAAAAAAAUAAGGAACAUUUUGUUAAUUUAAAAUAAAAUGUCAUUCUAGAAUAUUUGGGAAACGAGGCUUCUGAGGUUCAGGAACAUAAUGCAGUUGGGGGUCAGUUUUGUAAUAUAGCAGGGAAAUUUGGCAAUCCGAAAAGGGAUUUCAGAGAUUGGCAGCAGAGUUUGAACAAUUUUCAAUUAGAAGGCUAUAGAACUGCCGAUGCCUUAGUGGACGGCUCUAAUAACAUUGACUUGGAAUUUAGCUCCGGAUUCGAUACGGAUGAAGAACCAGGGGUUAUUAGUUUUAGACAAUCUCAAUAUUGGAAGCACAUAGUAAGUUCGCGAAGAAGGUUGUAUAACCACUAUAAAGAGAUAAAAAGAAUCCGCAUCGCAUAUGAGGCAUACGAGGAUAAUGAUUUCAAGGGACUGAAACUAGAAAAUGUUGAUCAGCAAAGCAACAAUGUUGAGCGUGAUGGUUCCUUCAUGAAUUCCGAACACGAUUCCGAGUCUGAAUAUGAAUCGGCUAUUGAUAUCUCUGAAGAUAAUGCUAACGAUUCUUGCUCCCAAUUCGAGACAUUUCGAACAUGUGAACGAACCACCAGCAAUGCAGAUGAUGAUUGCUUGGAAUUGGUGUACAAUUCGCAUUUUCCUAAUGAUCUGCUGGAAUUAGAGAGCCGAACAUACAACCAACACUUGGAAGUCCAAAGCAACAGUGUUGGACAUGAUAAUUCCUCCAUGGAAUUAUCAGAGUCGGAAUACGAAUCGGCAAUCGACGUUCCGGAAGAUUAUGUCAAUAAUUGUUGCUGCCAAUCCGAGACCUAUAGGAUAGGUGACCAAACCACCAAAACGUAUAAUGAUGAGUUGCAAUUGGAUAACAAUGGAGAUGUCCCAAUGAAAUCAAUAUAUCAAAUUACUUCAUAUGAGGAUUUAGACAAUUGUUCUAUCUUUGAAUAUAAAAAUUAUGCGCUGGAAGAUUUUUACAGUGAUCUUUUGGAAUUAGAGAGUUUUAGACAAAGAUGGUACCAUCACAUCAAUGAACAAAGCAAUAGCAUUGGAUAUGAUGAUUCUUCCGUGGAAUACGAAUCCGAAACCGAACUAGCAAACGACAUAAAUACAAAUGGUGCUAAUAAUUGUUGUUCCCAGUUCGAGACAUAUCGCAAAUGUGAUAUGUCUCGAACAUUAGCUUAUGAUGAAGAUGUUCCAAUGUUACCGGAAUCGGAAUUCGGAAAUAUUUCAUGUGAGAAUAUGGAAAAUCUGUCCCUCUUUCAAAUCGAAAACUAUUCGCCAGAAGAUUUUCGCACUGAUCUUUUAGAAUUCGAAAACUCUGGGCGGCAAAGAUUGUACCGAUACUUUGAAGACAAAACAAGUUUCUCUGGACAAGAUGAUUCAGAACCAGAGAAAGAUUUUCCAGAAAAUAGUUAUGAUGCCAUCGUAUCAGCAUCUAUGAAUGCUUCCAAUAUUGACCACAAAAUGCAUUAUUAUAGCGAUGUCACAGACAAUGGUGAUGAUACCAUGCAAUCGGAAUCAGAUUCCAACAAUGAUAGCCGUCUUGAAUGUGAUUAUGAUGGCGAUAUUGAAGAAAGUGAUGAUGAAGACAACUUCUGA
Molecule: messenger RNA, 3288 nt
Organism: Stomoxys calcitrans (stable fly)
Lineage: Eukaryota; Metazoa; Arthropoda; Insecta; Diptera; Muscidae
Exons: 2
Coding region: 2167-3288 (373 amino acids)
Source: RefSeq, a predicted model, not a curated record